Messenger RNA from Periophthalmus magnuspinnatus, 2260 nucleotides. RefSeq names its product heterogeneous nuclear ribonucleoprotein U-like protein 2. The transcript has 11 exons. The record is from RefSeq and is a predicted model, not a curated record. Lineage: Eukaryota; Metazoa; Chordata; Actinopteri; Gobiiformes; Gobiidae. Bases 877 to 1968 code for a protein of 363 amino acids. Gene Ontology annotation, cellular component: membrane. Gene Ontology annotation, molecular function: protein binding.
GUUAUUUCUGUGGCCAAUCAGAGUCCAGGGCUUCCAUAUUGAACCGAUGUUUUGAUCAACAACUCAACACAGUGCCGUUUCUAUCUUUUGUCGAGGAAAGUUAAAUAUGACCACGAAAACUUGAGGAUUUAAGAAAGUUAAAAGUCCCGGAGUUAAAAUCUCGACUGAAGAAACUUGGUUUGGAUAGUAAAGGACUCAAGGUGAGCUGGUAGGUAGACUAUGGUCCGCGGUGGACGGUGGACUCGAGUCAAAACUGAAAAAUGACACUACAACACAUCACGUAACGAUAUCGACACAAGAAGAAACAGUUUAUCGACCGACAGAGUCCCGCAGAGAGGUACACGGAGAGGGCCACACAAACAGAUCCUGACCUGAGUGAACUGACUUUACCUCCAGACCCCCCGGACUCAGGGCAGGGGUCUGGGCAGUGGGACCAAGCGCAGCAAGAAACCACUGGACAACGAAGACUCCACGGUCGAGGAUGGGAGGGUUGUAACAGGAGAUGUAGUGGAGAUGGGAAGGGAAGAGCCUUUUACGAGUUCAAAGAAGAAUAAAAUAUAAAAGAUCCAAGUUACCCCUGGUACCAGUGACAGAAGAGCCUGUGGAAGAAGAUCGAAACAUAGUUUAAAAUUGAUUUAUACACAGUGACCUUCAUUUGAAGUUGACCCUGAUGGGGUUGGUGGUCAUCCACAGUUUUGGAACCGUUUCCCUCUGCUGUGGUCCGGCUGCAGGCUCACCAUGGAGUUCAGCAGAACAGAGUGGGCUUUGAAGUGAAGCUGGAGAGGCCUCCUGACCUCACAACCACAAGUGCAACAUGAUGUUGAACUAGAGUCUUUCGGUCUGAGAGUUGGUUGGUCAGUGGCCAGUGCCACCUUAAUGCUUGGUAAAGACUAUUUAUCAUUUGCUUAUGAUGGGCGUGGCAAAAAGGUUUCUUAUGGAAAAGAAGACAACUAUGGAGAGCCCUUGUCUGUGGGAGAUGUAGUUGGUUGUUAUGCUUCUUUUUCAUUGGGUGGUUCUGUUGAACUCUCCUUUCACAAAAAUGGAUUGUUUUUGGGCGUUGCAUAUUCGUUUGAUGCAUCAGUGCUGCAGGGACAACCUCUGUUCCCACAUGUCCUCUGUAGAAGCUGUUCUAUUCAGUUUCUUCUUGAUCCUAUGGCUGGUGCCUGGUACCCUUAUCCUCCAGGGUUUAUUUCGCUAAUGGCAUUGUCUAAUGAGCAAAAGAUUCGUGCAGUCUCCGCACCUCUGUCUAAAUCACAGUGUGAGGUGAUUGUAAUGGUUGGUUUCCCUGGUUCUGGAAAAACCCACUGGGCCAAGAACCACAUAAAGCAACAUCCAGAAAAGCAUUACAGGCUGUUGAGCACAGAGGAGCUGCUUGCAUGUAUGAUUACAGGUGAACAAAGGGACACCAGUCUUCAGCAAUCUUCCCAGUGCCUUACUGAAUUGAUCAAACUUGCUGCUAAAAGGCCCGGCAACUACAUCCUUGACCAGUGUAACAUACUCUUCUCUGCACGCCAUUACAAGUUGCAGCUGUUUGUGGGCUUCAGACGAAAAGUGAUAGUCAUUUUCCCCUCAAAAGAGGAAUGGAAAAAACGUCUUUCAAACCAACAACUAAAAGAGGGAGAACAAAUCCCUCAAACCGCUUUUCUUAAACUGCAAGUCAGCUGCACUCUUCCAGAGCAAGAUGAUCUCUUAGAAGAACUACACUAUAUGGGGCUAUCACAGCAACAGGCACAAACAAUGUUGCAGGAGUAUAAAGAUGAGGCACACAGACUGUUGCCCCCUGUCCUUAAACACGAUGAACGGAAACAACAGCGUUUCAAGAAAAGGCCAUAUCCUCACUGUCAAACUUCAUCUCAUAAGAACAGAUGCACAAGCCAAAACAGUUGGAACUAUCUGCAUUCAUGGAGCCAGCAACAUCAAUAUUGGCCUGCUUCCUGUCUGCAAGGAUACUACUAUAACAGCAGUUAAGAGGGCUACUGGGGAGAAAUGUAGUUGCUCCAUCUGUCACAACAGUAACAAGCGACACAAGUUUUGGACUUUGAUCUUCAUGUUAAUAGACAAAUCUGUACUUGCUAGAAUCAAUCAGUAUUUUAAACAUUCAAAAACGUUUUUUAAAAUGUUUUAAUGAAAGUUUGGUUUUAUUUUUGCAUUUUAAUAUGACAUAUUUUACAUGGAGUGUAUCUAGACAAAAAAUACAAUUUGUCAAGAUGGCACAAUGUUAUCCAAGAAAUAAAACCAUAUGGGCCUUCAGUUGACUGUA